Microplitis mediator is the source of this 3289-nucleotide messenger RNA. RefSeq lists its product as uncharacterized. The coding region runs from base 329 to 2686 and encodes 785 amino acids. Lineage: Eukaryota; Metazoa; Arthropoda; Insecta; Hymenoptera; Braconidae. The record is from RefSeq and is a predicted model, not a curated record. The transcript is spliced from 5 exons. Gene Ontology annotation, molecular function: protein binding.
AAGCAUUCAUAGGAUUUACUGCUCAUUCUCAUCUCUCAUAAUUCAGCCCAGUGCACAUGUGUACUGUCUUUAAGAAUUGUAACCAGUAGUUGAUGUUUGGAGUGAAAAAAUUUAUAUACUAAUGCAAACUACUGAAUAAUACUUUUUUAAUUAUACUUUUGUUAUUUUGCAAUCAUUGAAAAUAAUCCUCGUGUUUAUUUGGUAUUUAUAUAUAUACAUAUAUAUCUAAAAGCGCCAACGGUUACAGAGUAACCACAAAAGUGAUUGUCAUAAAAUUUAUGGAUUUGAGUUUCUUGAGGGAAAAAAAACAGUAGGCGUUAAUAUUCAAAUGGAGUCUGAUUCAGCACCAAAAAAAAGACAAAGAUUAUCAUCGACGUCUAGUCAAGCGACAGCAAAUAUUCCAGUUGUCGAAUGCGUGCGUCAGUUUGCACUGCCACAGACAUUUCCGAGUAUGAAACCCAGUAAAGAUAGCAAUGGUGUCAAUGGAACAGUAAAACCAUCAGCAGGAUCAGGAAAACUGCAAAAGUUAAAAUUAAAAUCACCAGAUGGACGGGAACUUGGAGAAUUCGAUGUUCAAAUUCUACCAAAAGAUACUCCAGCGACCAAUAAAAAUGGUAAAAAAAUAUCAUUCUCAUUAGAAACACCGCUAAUUACCACAAGUAGUCUUAUUGACACUACUGCUAACAGAGAUAGCAGCAAUACUUUGGUAGCAACAGCAACGACACCAAUAAAUACCAAUCAAUCAUCACUACUUAAAGUACCACCAGGUUCUACAUACAAGUCAUUGAACAAAAAUCCAUAUUCAGCAAUAAAAUAUCUAGUGCCUCCAAGUAUGAAAAAUGUAAACGUUAAAAUGACAGAGUCAUCCGUACCCUCAGGUUUAAUGAUACCACUGGGUUCUAAUAUUGUAACUAACCCAAUUUACCUCGACAACAAUCAAGUUUUGUCAAGUGCUGAUAAUGAUGACGACAAUGACUCGGUUGUUGUUGAAACAGGUAAUGGCUGGAAAGUGCUUCAAAAAAAACAACCUAAUGCACUUACAAGUAUGAGAAAUGUACAGACCAAUGGUGUCAAUGCCGGUAGAAAUAUUAUUAUCAAUAGUAAAAAUGGACAAAAACAAACGUUGUUACGUAAGGGCAUGUCGCUGUUAAACACGGGACAGAAUUCGCCUCUCAGAAAUAUUAAGGACAGUAACAGAAUACAAGUUAAUGGUAAAGUCAAUGGGCAUUUAAUGAGAAUUGCUGGUAAUAAAAGAACAUUCGAUCAUGGAUACACGAUAGCGACCGGAAUUAAAGAACCGAAAUUGAUAAAUUACAUUGAUAAUAAUUCAAAUGGAAUUAUUGAAAUAGACGAUAGUAAUUUAGACAAUAAUACAGUUUAUGUUGUACAGAAUGAAGAUGAUUUGUUGGAUCAAGUAGAAAAGGAACUUGAUAAUCAAAGUACAAGACAAUCUUACACACUAACGAAUUCACAGGGUAGAGUUAAUUUAAUCAGACGGGGUAGUAAUAAAAAUAGUAACAACAAUAACAGUAGUAGUAACAAAUAUGACGGGAAUGUUUCGCCAACGCGGAGCAGCAGGUCAUCGUAUUUAAGGGAGGAUUUGACAGACGAUGAAAUAGCCAGCAAACUGAGUGUUGUUGGAGAAGCACUCAGUACAGUUAGCGAUCAUGACUUGAGAGAACGAGCGCUGAAAGCUUUAGCUGAAUGCGGUAUUGGGGUAGAACGUUUUGUUCCGAAAAAACCACCGCUUAAUUACAUGUCUGUAAAAGAAUCUCAGACACAGACAAAUGUAUUUGGAUUACUUGAUGAAAAUAAUUUUAUCAGUGUAACCGGUGACACUGACGGCAUAACGCGGUUACAGGAAAUAGAGAGACAAAUAAUUGUUGAUGAUACCAAAAUAAAUGAGAAACCAUCUGUUGAUAUUGUCAAAUUCAAACAAGAUCUUGACAAAGUAUUGGACAGUGAUUGGGUUAAUAAAACAAAUAUGGAACAAGUCAAAGAAUUGUUGAAAGUAAAUCCACUUGUUGAAAAAGCUUACAGAUUAUUGGAACGUGAGAUAAACAGUUGUAAAAAGUAUGAUGAUGAUGGGCUACUGAUCAUUCAUAAAGCUGUUUUAAAAAACAAUGAACGUGCAUUGAAGAGACACAUCAUGGUGCUCAGAGCUUCCAAAGCAACUGUUGAUUUUCCUACUAAAGAUGGACAGACGAGUCUUGAAUUGGCGAUUCAACAUUCAGCGUCACCCGAAAUUGUAAAUUUGUUAUUAAAGAAUGGCGCUAAUCCUGUGUCACCUGAAAAUGCCCAUGACUCGGCUUUGACUAUCGCGAGUAGAACUACAUCCGAAUUUUUACCUAAACUUGUUAAAUAUUUAUUACCAAACAAUCCAGCAAUUAAUAAUGUCGAUUCCGAAGGUUUCACAGCUUUGCAUCACUGUUCAAGAAAUGGAGAUUUGAAGGGAGUCAAAAGUUUACUGAGUAUAAAUGUCGAUGUUAAUGCCCGCGACUGUAAAUCUGGUAGGACGGCAUUGUUUCAUGCCUUUGAAAAUAAUUACCUCCCUAUCUGUAAAGAAUUGCUGGAUGCUGGAGCGAAGCCUAUUAUUCCAAACUACAGUGGACAUACUGUACUUACUAUUUUUGAUGAAGAAAAACAUUUUAUGUUAAAAGAUUACUUUGCGAAAAUUCCGAAGUAACAUAAUAAAAACUAAAAAACUUUUUUUUUUUUUUUACAAAGUUUUAGUUGUUUUACUGCAAAUUUACUUCGAAGAAAGUAAUUAAUUUUGUAAUUAAUAAUAUAUUAGAUACCUAGGCCAGUAAAAUAAGAAAAGUCUCAAAUCACGUGUAAUUGUUGGCCGAGGCUGACAAACAUGUGGUCUGUGAUUUUCUUUUUUAGUGGCCAAGGUGCGUAUACUAUUUUUCUGCUCGACGGAGCCGGAAAGUUGCAACUUCGUUCAGGGCAGCGGCCCGAAAGUUCCCACUUUCCGACCGGAGGGCAGAAAAAUACAUAUAGGACAUGUUUAUUCUUAUAUUAAUUUAUGAUAUUUAUAUUAUAAAUACUGCCAUCAAUAUUAUUUGAAAAAAAAAUAAUAAUCAUUGAUGAACAACAGGCUCGUGUAGUGGAAAAUUAUCCAAUAGUAUUAUUUUUUAAAAAUAUUUUGACAGUAUGAUAUUUAUUUGAUAAUGUUAUGAAACUUUUUUUCUAUACCCGACUGUAUGAUAUAUAGAUAUAUUAUUUAAGUUAUCGUUUUCAUAUAAAAUUUAGUUGGUUACAAAUAUUAAAAAAAAAAUAAAAAAAU